CGGAUCCACGGCUGAGAAGGAGAAGAACUCCCGUGUGAUUGGAGGAAGUAAUACAUCAACAAAGAAAGAUGGCCGAAGUCAUAGAGCUGCAGAAGCUGAAGCUUGCUGAGCUGAGGCAGGAGUGUGAGGCCAGAGGUCUGGAGACUAAAGGAAACAAAGGGGAGCUCAUCGCCCGACUGCAGGCUUAUCUGGAGGAACACGAGGAAGAUGUGGACGUGGAUGAUGUUCUGGCAGAGGAUGCAGUGGACUUCACUAAAGUUGAGAGUUCCAACAACGUCAAAGUCGUGAAGGAUUCUGAAUCUACUGAGAUUGACCCACCUGCUGAGAAGAAGGUGGUGAAGAUCGCUCCUCCAUCGUCCUCCACUGAAAGACUACAGAAGAGAGCGGAACGUUUCAACAUGCCGGCAACAUCUGAAAGCAAGAAGGCCUUACGUGCAGCACGGUUCGGUUCAUCCAACGAUGCUUCAACUCCGUCUUCAGGUCAAGUUACAAACAGUAAAGCUGCUGUGAACGUCGAUCAGCUGAAGAAGAGAGCAGAAAGAUUCGGCAUGAACGUUUCAUCGAUUUCACUAAAGAUGGAGGAGGACGAGAAGCUGAAGAAGAGGAAGGAGAGGUUCGGCAUCUUAACAAGCGGAGGUUCAGUCGGUACAGCUGGUGCAGCCGACAUCGAGGCAAAGAAAAUGAAGCGCGCUGAAAGAUUUGGAAACGUGUAAAUAAUGUCUGGGUCGUUUUUUUUGUAAAGUGUUUUCAUGACCAGAGAUUCCUGAACUAAUGUGGCUCCUGUGAAGCAAAAGUACAUUUAAAUGCAGAGAUACAUGUUAAAUCGUUCAGAGAACACAGAAAAAUCUCUCAGCAAAACUCAAGUUAGGACGUUUGUUUGUAUCUAGACGGACAUGUUUGGUCCCAAGAGGCCUUAAAGCUCUUCAUUUAUCACUUCCUGAACUCUUUCUACAGACUUUAGAGGAAGUUUCAGUGGAGAAUUUCUUGCCGUUUUAAGUUUAGCUGCAAUAAAAUCCUUUUUUCACGUCUUUAUCAAGCAAAUCCAGUAGUGAGUCGUGUUGAGCCGCUUCCUGCAGCUGUUUCCCAUCACAAAGCUUCCAUCUGUUCACAGUUGAAUCAUCUCAUUCUCAGCUUUAAGUGAUUAAAUCAGCCAUGAUCACGAUGAGACAAUGAGUAGUUUAACUGUGAAGCAGCUGCAGAAACACUUGCAUAAGCCAAAAAAAACAGCCACUAAAGUCUCAAUGAAACCUAAAUUGGGCCGUUUUCAGGCUUUUUGCUUUGGGUCGACGGCGAGAAUAAGAAAACUUAAACUAAUGAAGAUUUAACAUCGGCCUGUCGUCUUAUCACACAUCCAGGGAAAGUGGAUGCUCUGUGUGCUCCGUUCAUUUAAAGACCUGAACAGGUGAAGCUAAACGACAUCUAUCUGACAGUGAAUAAACAGUAUUUGUGUUUAUUGGCUGAGAAGGACUCCGUUUUUAUGACUUAACUGUGUGUGUUUAAGUGUACUUUUGAUUAAUCAGCAGCCUGUUAAUUUCUUAUUUUCUAAAUUGGGGAUUCUGUUGGUACACUGCUUCAGUUAUCUGUCCAUUUUAUAACAUUUUGUGAUUUAAAAUAAAUUGUUUUCAAUUUUUUGA
Messenger RNA from Acanthochromis polyacanthus (spiny chromis), 1634 nucleotides. It is a transcript of the gene sarnp, whose product is annotated as SAP domain containing ribonucleoprotein. Gene Ontology annotation, cellular component: nucleus. Gene Ontology annotation, biological process: poly(A)+ mRNA export from nucleus. The transcript is spliced from 11 exons. The coding region runs from base 69 to 713 and encodes 214 amino acids. The record is from RefSeq and is a predicted model, not a curated record. NCBI's taxonomy places the organism in Eukaryota, Metazoa, Chordata, Actinopteri, Pomacentridae.